GGUUGUUCUUGUUUUAGAAAUUCGAUAUAUAAUGAUAACACGUUCUCGUGUUCCUCGUCAAAAGAGUGUCUCAGUUAGUACAAUCUUCAGGUGUCUUUUGGUUUUGAUCAAACGAUCUAUUAAAUUCUCUUAGCCAACCUUUUCAAUCUCUUUUCUUCUAAUUCUACUCAAGAAAACAGUGUGUUAAAAAGUACUUCUUCCCUUGAUAGGUUUCACUUAGUUUUUUUAUAAUAAUAAAUAAAAUCAAGAAUCAGAGAUGGUGAGAACACCAUGUUGCAAAGAAGAAGGAAUCAAGAAAGGAGCCUGGACUCCUGAAGAAGAUCAAAAGCUUAUUGCUUAUAUUCAACGACAUGGUGAAGGUGGAUGGCGUACUCUCCCGGAAAAAGCUGGGUUGAAGAGAUGUGGGAAGAGUUGUAGACUGAGAUGGGCUAAUUAUCUAAGACCCGAUAUCAAGAGAGGAGAGUUUACUCCUGAAGAAGACGACACUAUAAUCAAACUUCAUGCUCUUAAGGGUAACAAGUGGGCGGCAAUAGCAACUCACUUGGCUGGACGAACUGACAAUGAGAUUAAAAACUAUUGGAACACAAAUCUUAAAAAGCGUUUAAAACAAAAAGGUCUUGAUCCAACCACUCACCAACCGAUAGAUUCAACCGACCAAACCGGUUUCGGACAAGAAAAACCUAAACUCACUUCAUCCAGUUCAGCAAGGCUUCUUAACCGUGUCGCAAGCAAAUACGCGGUCGACCUAAACCGGGAUUUACUAACCGGGAUCAUCAUAGGAAACUCCACAAUCAUUGCCGAAGAUUCACAAAACUCUGGCCAUGUCUACUCCCCGACUGAAAACUCGACCAACACAGCGCCAAACUCAAGAUCUCUCUCAUCGGUUCUGAUGAACAAUACGUCGACAUUUUCCGGUUUAUCCGACAAGUGUUCUUUCUCUGAACUCUUUAGCAACGAAGAGAUAUCCGACAUGUAUAUGAAUGUCGAUAAUGUUGGUCUUAUGGAAGAGUUAAAGGGUAUGUUAAGCUACGACAAUGUCAGCGCAGGAGAUAUUAAGGACUCGCCGGAUGUUAACGUAGCUGAUGAGAUGGAGAUUCUUGAUUCUUGGAACGUAGAAGAUGAUCUUGAUUUGGAGAAGUUUGUGAGUUCGUUAGAUUCCAAGAUUGGUGUCUUUGUUUGAUGAGUCAAGAGCAAAAUCAAUUGCAAGUUGGUUUUUCUCUUUGAUCGAUAUCAGUGAUGGUUUGAUGUACGUGACAGGAAUAAUGAGAUGUUGUAAUAAGUUUUUUUUUGGUUAACAUAACUGCUGUAAUAAGUUUUUUUUUU
Molecule: messenger RNA, 1323 nt
Organism: Eruca vesicaria subsp. sativa (arugula)
Lineage: Eukaryota; Viridiplantae; Streptophyta; Magnoliopsida; Brassicales; Brassicaceae
Source: the annotation of a GenBank genome assembly